AGAGCAGACACAAGGAUCGGUGGGUGGACAAGCUUCUGCGCUGCCCCCAUGGCUUUUGGCAGAACGGUGGGGCUGGCAGGCGGCUCCGCACAUCUGGCUUCUGCUCUCACAUGCGCCCUUUUGGGCUCUCACCCAUCAUGGGACCCUUUGAAAUCUCUCUCUGCUCCCCGCACCUCCCCGGCCCCCAGCCACAGGGCAAACGGGCACACUGCCCAUGUCUUGGGUCCUGCCGUGUGAGCUCCGCGACAGCCACCAGCCCUCAUCACUCCUAGCAAGGCCGCAGCUCUCCACCGCCAGGACCGCAGAGGAUGCACCUGUUCCCGCUCUGAGGAGGGGAGCUGGUCAUCGGACACCUUGGGGGGCACUUCUGGCUACCCCUAAGCUUCGCAGCCGUGUUGAGCGGGAAGGGUGAGCUCAGGUCUGUGCUGGACCCUCGUUCCACUUCCUCACAGGAAAACCAGACACUGUGAGCUGAGGGUCCACCCUGUGCCAGGGGGUCUUACCUGGUCCCCACCCUGCCAUCUGAUGGACAAAGAAGUCUGUGUGAUAAAUGGGGCUGGGCCUGGGGCCUGGGGGCUGGGCAGGUCCUAGCCUGGCUCCUCCACUGAGUCAGCGGCCAGGUGAGUCAGAGCUGGCGGGAGCAGCCCAUAUAAGAGGGCAGCCUGGUACCUGCGAGCCAGCCUCGACCCAGGAAACCAUGCGGCUGCUCCCUGGGCUCUUGCUGGCCGCUGCCUUGAGCCUGGAGCUGGCGCAAGGCUUGAACUGUCACCAGUGCAAGGGCUUUGGAGGGUGCACCCAUGCGUCCAGAUGCCCAUGGGGCUCCAACUACUGUGUCAGCAUCGCCACCCGAGUCCCCUUCAGCGUCGCUGACCUGCCUCUGGUGACCAAAUCGUGCUACAGUGGCUGCCCGGACAUCUCUACCCUUGGCCUUGGCCCCCACGUGUCCAUCGUCUGCUGCCAGUUCAGCCUCUGCAACACGGACUGACCGCCCCU
Molecule: messenger RNA, 993 nt
Organism: Lutra lutra (Eurasian river otter)
Lineage: Eukaryota; Metazoa; Chordata; Mammalia; Carnivora; Mustelidae
Gene: SLURP2
Product: secreted LY6/PLAUR domain containing 2
Exons: 3
Coding region: 551-985 (144 amino acids)
Molecular function (GO): acetylcholine receptor inhibitor activity
Source: RefSeq, a predicted model, not a curated record